AUGGUGAUCCCAUCUACCUCCGAACCCGGGGUCACAAGUGCCUUCACCAAUGGGUAUUCGGUGUCUCCCGUCGCCGAUGCUACCAGAUUCAAAGACGAGUCACCAGCGAAUGACAAUGGGAGCGCUGUCCCUCAUUCCCCCGAAGAUGAUGACGCUGCCUCCGUGUCCUCCGCCGAUCCAGACCCCGCGGACGACUCGUAUAAUUCCGAUUCUCCCGAUGCAGAGGGGGAAGCUGAUGGAUUUGGGGUGGGAAAUGGCAUGAAAGCUAUCAGUCCAUCCGUUGCUGAAAACUCUUCCUCCCCCGAACCAACACGGGGCACGAAGCGCAAAUCGCCCUCUGUCGAUGAUGCGGACCUAAUUCGACAGAAUCCUGACUUAUACGGGCUUCGUCGAAGCGGUCGAGCUCGUACGACACGCAGAAUAGCUGAAUCGUCAGACUCAGAGUCCGAUGACGUGGCACCUCGCUCUAAGCGUCGACGCGCUAUCCCGUCACAUCUAUCCUCCAAAGCUCCCUCACGUUCCGCGACCCAGUCAACAUUCUCUGACGAUUCCGAUAGCGAUGAAUAUGGGGGUAGUCGUGCUCGUGCAAGCAAGGCGAAGCGUCGGCGACUACUUCAAGCGUCUGCAAAUAAUGUUCCCUCUCAUGCGGAGGUUCGUUUCUCAACAAGAAAUGCUGCUAGGGUCUCCAACUAUAACGAGGAUGAUGAUGACUCAAUGUUCGAGGAUGAUGUGGAAGAUUUAACGCCGAGUUACUGGGUAAAUGCGGUGGAAGAUGACCGCCCAGCAAUAGACAUUGUGCUCAAUCAUCGUCCCAAGGAGGGCGUCGAUCCCAGUGACCCGGAUGUUGAUCGUCAUCAGUUCGAAUUUUGCAUCAAAUGGCAAGAAAAGUCCCACUACCACGCGACGUGGGAGACAACUGAAACCCUAGCCAACUGUCGGAGUAUACGCCGUCUUGACAAUUACGUCCGGAAAAUCCUUGCUGAAGACUUACGUUUGAACUAUGACGAAGGCGUACCGCCCGAGGAUCGAGAGAAAUGGAACCUCGACCGGGAAAGGGAUGUGGAUGCUAUUGAGGAUCAUAAGUUCGUGGAGCGAGUUAUUGGCAUGCGCGAAGGGGAAGAUGGCACAGAAUAUUUGGUGAAAUGGAAGCGCCUCUUCUAUGACUCUUGUACAUGGGAAGGUGAAGAGCUGGUUAGUCAUAUUGCUCAACGCGAGAUAGACCGUUUCCUAGACCGUUCCUCGCGGCCACCGGUCUCGGAUAAAAAGGAGUCGAUCCCGGCCAGUCGCAAACCCUUCGAACCCAUCAAGGGAACACCGAGCUUCUUACAGAAUGGCCAACUCAAGGAGUUUCAAGUCAAAGGUGUCAAUUUCAUGGCAUUCAACUGGGUGAAAAAUCGCAAUGUUGUCCUUGCAGAUGAGAUGGGCUUAGGAAAAACCGUACAAACAGUCGCAUUUAUCAGUUGGUUGCGCCACGUCAGACGUCAGCAAGGCCCCUUUGUGGUAGUCGUCCCUCUAUCUACAAUGCCGUCCUGGGCUGAGACGUUCGAUAACUGGUCCCCGGAUCUGAAUUACGUUGUCUAUAAUGGAAACGAAGCCUCUCGCAACGUUCUCAAAGAACAUGAGCUCAUGGUGGACGGCAACCCUCGACGACCGAAGUUUAACGUGCUCCUGACCACCUACGAGUAUGUUUUAGUGGACUCAUCAUUCCUCAGCCAAUUCAACUGGCAAUUCAUGGCAGUUGAUGAGGCUCACCGACUAAAAAAUCGGGAGUCUCAACUAUAUAUCAAACUUCUCGAAUUCAACUCACCCGCCCGUCUCCUGAUCACCGGUACGCCUAUUCAAAAUAACCUGGCCGAGCUUUCGGCCCUCUUAGAUUUCUUGAAUCCAGGCCUGGUCGAAGUCGAUGCGGAUAUGGAUUUGAACUCUGAGGUUGCAUCCGAGAAGCUUGCCGAGCUGACGAAGGCGAUCUCACCGUUCAUGUUACGCCGAACGAAAACAAAAGUAGAGUCUGAUCUUCCGCCCAAGACAGAGAAAAUCAUCCGUGUUGAACUCUCCGACGUCCAGUUGGAGUAUUACAAAAACAUUCUCACCAAAAACUACGCCGCGCUGAACGAAGGCACCAAAGGACAAAAGCAGUCACUCCUAAACAUCAUGAUGGAGUUGAAGAAAGCAAGUAAUCAUCCAUUCAUGUUUCCUAAUGCGGAAGCCAAAAUUCUUGAGGGUAGCACCCGUCGGGAAGACGUAUUGCGAGCUCUGAUUACCAGCAGUGGAAAAAUGAUGCUUCUUGAUCAGCUUCUUACCAAGCUGAAGAAGGAUGGGCACCGUGUUUUGAUCUUUAGUCAAAUGGUGAAGAUGCUCGAUAUCCUGGGAGACUACAUGGAGUACCGUGGCUACACAUAUCAGCGCCUUGAUGGGACAAUACCCUCAGCCUCACGUCGCCUUGCCAUUGAGCAUUAUAACGCACCCGAUAGCAGCGAUUUUGCAUUCAUUUUGUCCACUCGAGCAGGUGGUCUCGGAAUCAACCUCAUGACUGCAGAUACCGUGGUUCUGUUUGACUCUGAUUGGAAUCCUCAAGCUGAUCUUCAAGCUAUGGCGAGAGCACACCGUAUUGGCCAAACUAAGCCUGUCAGCGUGUAUCGUUUGGUGUCUAAGGACACAGUUGAGGAGGAAGUGAUCGAGAGAGCCCGUAACAAACUCCUUCUGGAAUUUAUCACGAUCCAAAGAGGCGUUACAGAUAAAGAAGCAUCUGAAAUUCAAAACAGAAUGGCGCGAGGAGGUGUCACUCUUGGCGAACCCAAUUCUACCGAUGACAUUUCCCGAAUUCUCAAGCGCCGUGGGCAGAGAAUGUUCGAGCAAACUGGCAACCAGGAGAAAUUGGAGCAGCUUGACAUUGAUUCAGUACUCGCAAACGCUGAGUUACACCAAACAGAACAGGCUGAAGGUAUUCAAGCGGAUGGAGGCGAAGAGUUCCUUAAAGCGUUUGAUUACGUUGAUAUUAAGGUUGACGACCUCACGUGGGAUGAUAUAAUUCCCAAGGACCAACUCGAAGAAAUAAAAGCCGAGGAAAAGAAGAAAUCGGACGAGAGAUACUUGGCAGAUAUGAUUGAGCAGAAUCGGCCACGCAAGCGUGCUAUCGCAGGGGAUGAACGGGACACCCGCGCAGAACGGAAGGCCAAACGCCAAGCACGAGUCCAGGUCAGCAUGAAUGAUGGAGAUGGUGAUGAUUCAGAUUCACAUGUACAGGCAGACCCAAAGCGUCCGCUUGUGGAGAAAGAGUAUCGUCACCUCCUUAGGGCCUUCCUACGCUAUGGUGACAUUGAUGAUCGAGAAGAGGAGGUUAUACGUGAAGCACGCCUAACAGAACGCGAUAGGGAUACCGUCAAGGGCGGACUCCGUGAGAUAACCGACAAGGCAGCGGCUUUGGUUCAGGAGGACGUGGCGCGAUUAGAAGCUCUCGAAAACGCUGGCAAAGUUCUCACCAAGAAAGAGAGGAAGGCGGUUUUGUUUGACCUCCAUGGUGUCAAACGCCUCAAUGCAUACACUAUUGUUGAGCGUCCCGCCGAGAUGCGUGUACUAAAAGAAGCAACGCUAGCGAUACCUGAUUUUAGGAACUUCCGCGUUCCGGAGGCAACAAAAGCACCUGAUUAUUCAUGCCCAUGGGGUGCCAGAGAAGAUGGCAUGCUCUGCGUUGGUAUCUCGCGCCAUGGGUAUGGUGCUUGGAUGCAGAUUCGGGAUGACCCCGAUCUCGGACUGGCAGAGAAAUUCUUCCUGGAAGAACACCGUGUUGAGCGCAAGACGGAGCGGUUGAAUGCAGACGACAAGACCACAAAAUCACCCGGCGCUGUCCACCUUGUUCGGCGAGCCGAUUAUCUUCUGUCUAUCCUUAGGGACAAGGCUAGCAACGGGUCGAGCACUACUACGAAGCGAACUGUGGAAAACCAUCAUCGCAAUGCCCGGAAGAGCCAUUCUCGCCCACAAGCUAGUGUCUCAGCGUCUCCUGCGCCAUCUCUUCAACGUAAGGGGCACCGAGAGCAGGAUCGAACGCGCCAUCGCUCCCACACCCAUGGUGGCCGAGAGAGCAUGGAGCGGCACAAUACGCCGAACCGCGAUUCUCGAGGAAGAUCUGCCCUCGAACCUGAACGCCGGCACAGACCGUCCGAUGGCUCAAGUGAAGAUGUCCGUCGUCGCAAGAACAGUGAAAAUGGCCAUUCCCAGAGCAAAGAGGACAUGUCACGUCGGUUCUUCAAACCGAUCCGUGACGAUCUCAAAAAGGUCGCAGAUGUCACCAAAGACAGUUUCCCCAACAAGGCAGAACGCGCCCUGGAGCUUAGACGCCUGCUCAACAAAAUUGGUGACUUUAUCGUCAGCAACCUUGGGGGGGAGAAUUCAGCUUCUCUCUCCUCCCUUGAAACUCGGUUAUGGCAUUAUGUUUCGGCUCACUACUGGCCGAAUAAAGACGCAGGAGGAGCCAAGCUCCAGGAAAUGUACCACAAACUGAUUGAUGUUCACAAAAAAGCGGCCGUAGCCAAGGUCUCUUCGAACAGGGACUAG
Molecule: messenger RNA, 4551 nt
Organism: Aspergillus versicolor CBS 583.65
Lineage: Eukaryota; Fungi; Ascomycota; Eurotiomycetes; Eurotiales; Aspergillaceae
Product: chromatin-remodeling ATPase CHD1
Exons: 2
Coding region: 1-4551 (1516 amino acids)
Biological process (GO): nucleosome organization; regulation of transcription by RNA polymerase II
Cellular component (GO): nucleus; chromatin
Molecular function (GO): ATP-dependent chromatin remodeler activity; histone binding; ATP hydrolysis activity
Source: RefSeq, a predicted model, not a curated record